Messenger RNA from Dentiscutata erythropus, 699 nucleotides. NCBI's taxonomy places the organism in Eukaryota, Fungi, Glomeromycota, Glomeromycetes, Diversisporales, Gigasporaceae. The record is from the annotation of a GenBank genome assembly.
AUGAUUUCACUUUUUGAGUAUGGUGUUGAUAAUCAUAUCUAUAAAUUCAAAGUAUCUAUAAUAAAAAAAUGGUUUGCUAUUAUUGGUGCAGGUUCUGUUGGUGCUUUUAUUGCCUUUGCAUUGCAUCUGCAGAAGAUUUCCUCUGAAAUUCUUUUGGUCGAUAUUAAUCCUGAAGCUGUUGAAGGUCAAGUGUUGGAUCUUUCAGAUGCUAACUUCAUUUCUUCUACCCAAGUUCGCAGUGGCACUUUUCAGGAGGCUGGACAAUGCGAUAUUGUAGUUAUUACUGCUGGUGCUAAACAGAAGUCCGGUGAAACAAGAGUUGAAUUAAUUGAAAGAAAUUACAAAAUUUUGGAUAAUGUGAUAGGAUCUAUGAAGCCAUUUAAUCCUAAUAUAAUUUUAUUACUAGUGGCUAAUCCUUCUUCUGCCCAUGUUGGAGGUAAACCUUUGUUGGAUUUUCCCAAAAUUCAAAAAUUAGAUAAAGAGGUUGUUGCUAAAGAAAUUGCAAAUAAAGCCUACAAAAUUAUUGAACUUAAAGGAGCAACUUAUUUUGGAAUUGCUGGAUGUGUAUCCAUCAUGCCGGUCGUAUUGGGAAGUGAUGGUGUUGAAAGAAUAAUUGAAAUUUCAUUGAGUGAAGAAGAAAAGAACAAUUUGAGACGUUCAGCGUCAGCCUUGAAAUCAAUUUGUGCCAAAUAUCUUUAG